Messenger RNA from Lates calcarifer (barramundi perch), 5034 nucleotides. RefSeq names its product N-terminal EF-hand calcium binding protein 2 (gene necab2). The transcript is spliced from 13 exons. Gene Ontology annotation, molecular function: calcium ion binding. Gene Ontology annotation, biological process: regulation of amyloid precursor protein biosynthetic process. The record is from RefSeq and is a predicted model, not a curated record. Gene Ontology annotation, cellular component: cytoplasm. Lineage: Eukaryota; Metazoa; Chordata; Actinopteri; Centropomidae. Bases 70 to 1365 code for a protein of 431 amino acids.
GGGAGGAAAGGGGUGGGGGCUUCUCUCUCUCCCCCAUAGAGCGCAGCAUGAGCGCUCCGCAGCAAAAGGAUGUGUGAGCAGGCAGCGCGCUACUGUAGGGACGGAGUCCACAAACUGCUCAACAAAGAACAAGCCAAACUUCGAGCCCAAGAAAACCGCGAGCAGCCGAAACCCGUAGCCGGUCAGGACAGCGAGUCCGCGACGGCAGCGCAGUCCGGAAACAGCGGCGCCCAGCCCGGUGGAAUCGACGGGCUCGUCCGCUGGAUCGUCACCAAAAUGAGCGACAACAAGAACAUCUCCAGCCGAGAGUACGCCUCCAGCAAGGAGGAGGUGGCCGUGGCACAGGAGCAGUUCUUCGCCCCGGAACCGCGGAGAGGCAUCUCUGUUAUCUUGGAUAUAUUCAGAAGAGCUGACAAAGAUGAUGAUGGUAAGCUGUCUCUGGAUGAGUUCCAGGCUUUCUUCUCUGAUGGCACACUGAAUGAGGAGGAGCUGGAGAAGCUGUUUCACACCAUCGACUCUGAUAACACCAGUAAUGUUGACACUAAGGAACUCUGUGACUACUUUGCCAAGCACAUGGGGGACUAUGAGGGAGUUCUGGCCUCGUUGGAAACACUCAAUCUUUCCAUCCUCAAAGCCAUGGACUUCACCAAGAAGGUUUAUGAGCGAGGAACCAACGUGGAGCAGUUUGUGACCCGUUUCCUCCUGAAGGAAUCAGCCAAUCAGAUCCAGUCUCUCCUGAACUCUGUGGAGAGUGCCGUGGAUGCAAUUGACGAACAGCACAGCCAAUCAGGGCAUCUACCUGCCAAGGUGAGUCCACGAAUGUCAGAGAAGCGCUAUGAAAACACUGUCCCUGACUACCCCCCUAACAACAGAGUCAGCGCCAGGGAGGCUGUCAGGACCAUCAACACUGCUUCAGGUGCUGUGGAGGUGAGAAAAGAGGGUCUGGAGGCUCAGAUCAACCGCCUGGCUGAAUUAAUCGGUCGACUGGAGAAUAAGACUGUCUGGUUUGAUCUGCACCAGAGGCUAACAGACACAGAUGGCACCACCAGCGCGUCCUUGUGGUUGAUUCGUCAGGAGAUGGUGGUUUCCCAGAAGAAGCUUGGCGAGUUUUGUGAGGCUCUGAAGCAGUACCUGAAGAAUGUCUCCGCUCAGAGAGACUGCUUUCAUGUGACUGCCGUGCGCCUGCCGGAUGGUUUAUCCUUUGUCGUCUAUGAGUUCUGGGAUGGAGAGGAGGAGUGGAAGAGGCACCUCCAGUCGCCCCCCAACAAAGCCUUUCAGCAUGUGAAGGUGGAUACACUGUGCCAGCCAGAGGCUGUGUCCUCUGUAGCCGUGCCAGCCGCCUGGUGCAGCGUGAACAGGGACUGAGCAUGAAGAUAUUCAACUACAAGCCAAGACUCCUGGACGCUCCCUACUUCCUCUUUAACUCCCCCUCCAUCUCUAAAACCUUUCCCCCCAGCAUUUCACCCACUCUCACUCCUAUUCCUCUCCUCUUUCAACCCUCACAUUUCUCAACACUUUUUGUAAGUACAUGUUUACACAGUGCAAAUGAAUGGUGUCAACUGCAGUGAAAAUUGAACAAACAGUGCAUUUUACAAUGUGAGAUUACCUAAAUGCAUUUGCAUCUCACCAUGAUAGUUUGCUAGCUCAAGAUUUUGGAUGAUUUCAUGUUUCAAGCACCGUUGAGCCAGUGGUAAGGUGGAGUUUGUCAUGUAGCAAGGACCCCAGGGUUGAGUUUUUCAUGUAGCAGUAACUGUUUUUGGGUAGUGCAUUUGGGAAUGUGGCGUUUUUUUUUUUGUUUUUUUUUUUCUUUUCCACUUGUUAAGGUUGACUUUAUGGUAGAAAGUCAUUUCAUGAUAGCUGCUCACCCCACAUUUGCUCUCAUACACAGAAUUUAAUUAUUCUGUUUUUUUGUUUUGUAAAGGACCACAUGCUUUGGACAUUAUUCUCACAUCAGCCAUUCUAAACUCUCAUUGACAUUGAGUACAUUAGGACUACCGACAGACCAGGUUGCAGAUUAGUUUGCUAUCUCAGGAACAAACUGAAUGCUUGAAGUUAGCUAGCUCACUAGCUAGCUGUCAGAGACUUAGUUUUCUGAGUCCCUAAGUAAUCGAGUUGGCAAAAAAAAAAAAAUUGUUGUGGUGAAAUCCAUGAAGGCUUUUCAGGGAGUGGAUGGGUUUGUAGAAACUGGAUAUGGACCAAAGCAAGCUAGAGCAAAAAGCAGUAAAGUCACAUGGCUCAGUAACUUGAUAAAACAUCACCUAACCCACAACACACAAAUGAGAGAGUGACAGAGGUGGAAAAUUCUCUUUCAGACACUAGCUCAGUGCACUUGCAUGCUAUGAGAAAACAAGGGUUACACUUGUAACUUUAGUCUUGAAUGCCUGCUGACAUGUUUCGUCCAUGAAUGUAUGAUUCAGCUUCUUCAGUGUCUGAUUUCAGGGGAAAAUAACUAAAUAUAUUCUUAUAUAUAAGCCAAUAUGUUAUAUUAGUGUAAAAUGCAAUCUUUUAUUUUUUUCAUCUUCUUAUUUGUUUUGUUGUGUCAUUAUUCUACACCUCAAGAACUUCACAAUGGCUGCUGUGGGAGUAAUGUCUAUAUAGGUAUGAACUUGUUUAGCAUUUGUUAAGUUGAACACAGCAGAUUUUUCAUGAUUAACAAAUCCCCAUGCAAAUGCUAACACAUAGUGAAACAUUUAGUUAUAUUGAUUGAUGUAGCUAUUUUUCAUUCAACGCUUUGAGGUUUAGAGUUGAAUCCCUGAACAUUGACACCAGGGCCAUUGAAAAGGUGAGAUGAAUCAUUUUGCUGUCAAAGGAUAAUUUCUGACUUAGACAAGAGUCUGCUGCUAUCAUGAGACAGAAGAGACUAAGUAGAGAGAAAAAGACAGCGCCUCACUGUUCUCCAUGAAGCUAAACAUUGUUUUAUUUUUGCCUUCUGUUUGUGUAUUCCUUGUCAGAAUUGGCGAUGGGUAGCUUAUAUUAGCUGUGUAAGUCUAGUAGAGAUUGUACAUAAUGAAAAUGUUGUUCUAUUAUGAUUAUAUUUGUAUUGAUUGACAUCUUUUAGUGCUAUGGUGCACAUUUUUCCUCAGUGGAGGUGGCAGUAGCUUUAUAGGUGCUGCAGUUUAACAGUUUCUUUGAAUCAGAAUACCGACCAUCAGAAACAGAGACACUCACCUGAAUGACAUUGACUAUAAAGCCUUAAACAUCACCACAUGCUAGAGGAGGUUUCAAAGGUUUUCAAAAGAUCACUUUCCUUUUUUGAUGUGAUGUAAACUCCCAGUAAGCAGGAAAAUGACCACUAGUGGUCUUUCAGUGUAAGCCUCUUGGUAUCAGACUACGCAACACCUAUCUCGUGUUGCAUUAACACAUUGACACAAAGACAGUUUCACAGGUUGCAUUAGAUUUCUGCACACCAGGCAUAUUCAGUUAUGAACGCAUCACUAGAAAAGUAACUUUGACUUCGAAAUAAGACUUUGCACCACUCAGCAUACUGUAGCUGAAAGAUCAACCACCAUAGUAUCAAUAUUUCUAACACAUAAUGAUGAUGUAUAUUGCCACUUUUGACCCUAAUUCUAAGUGCAAAAAAAAAAAAAAAAAAAUGGGAAAGAAGGGUCUCACAACCUAUGACUCAGCAGGAACACAUUAUAGAAAAACUACCUAAACCUAGAUCCCUGUUGGUGCAAAUCUAGGCCAGAAUCAAAUGCAGGAUGAGUCUGAUCACUGGGUAUGGUCUUUCAAAAAUUAGGCAAGACCACCCUCAUGAAACCCUGUUGAGCAUAUCAUUCUCAUGUGAUCAAUGACAGUAUCAUUUCAUGAGGGUCUUCCUCCUUACUACAGAGGACAUUUAGUGCAAAGUGUUUAUGUCAGGUUCAGUUUCUUUCUACAGUCCAAAUACAUGCAGUUAGACUGAAACCUCUACAGUAAUAAAUAUGGUUAAGUGUCUUUGAAACAACUAGACUGGCAGCCUUUCCUUUGUUCAGUCCAUUACAUACUGGGAUUCAGUCAAGGUGAAGUAUUUUGGCCACUCCCAUGUUCAUGGCAAAUUUGUUGGAAACUGAUCAGACCCACUGUUGCAUCUGUUCUGACCUUUCUUGAUUUUCACCCAUUCACGCUUGGAUGUACUGAGGUCAAAAUCGGGUCAAAAUCCCCUAGAUGCUUCAACUAACCUCACCACCACUAACACCAAUAUACUGUAAGCCCACCACACAACAACCAAACUCUCAUUCAGAAAGCACAAUGUACAAAUGAGUGAAUAUUGUGACUUAAAGAUACAGUAUAUUAGAGAUUAUUGAGUAUGAUGAGAGUAUUUAAAGAGAUAUGUAUAGUAUACUGUUUAUCUGGUUCAAGAUUUGUUGAUGAAUCACUUCUUUAUAGCUCUUUAUAGCUACUUUCAAAGGUGCCAUCUUACCAUCCGCCUCACUGUUGGGUCUAUUUUCUCUCUUUUCAUCUGUGAAUGACAGCCAGUCUGUCAUCUGCCAGUACUGUGGUAGCAGUGAAUGGGAAUACAGCUACACUGAUACAAAUGUUGAUCUAGCACCAUUACCUUCUUUUAGAGCACUGGGCUGCACUGAGCAGGGCAGGACUGUGUGGAACGUGAAAGUGCUCAAUAUUAUUAUAUAUACUAUAAGAUAAAUUUGUAUUACAGUAGGCUUGUAACAGGCAUGCAAAGGCGUUGCUGCUUUAUCUGUGAAACCAGCUGUCCAGCUGUGAGUUCAACUGGACCUUAUUACUGUGUCAAAGCAAGCAGAGAUUCAGCUGUACUGGAGCUAACCCGCAACAAAAGCAGAUGUAUGAUGACGUUACCUUAAGAUCCAAAACAAGUGUUUCAAAAAAAUACAGCGACAUAACGUUCAGAUCUACGGACAUUUUGGACACAAAAUCCUAAACUUUGUCUUGUGUCCCCAGAAGCAGAAAUCAAUACAUCAUAAUACUGUCCGUGCCUUCAUCUUGUCUUGCCUUGAUUAUUGCAGUUAAUUAUUUAUUUGCCCAUGGUCUUGACUCACAUUCAUUGCUGCUUCUAUAACACUGUAGUCUGCAGCC